AUGUACUAUUUCUCUGUCGCCCGCUGUAUUCUGUUCUCCUUUUGUAGCGCAGUGUGCACUCUGUCCAGUUUAUCAUCACGUGACGUUGUUGCAAAUCAGUAG
Molecule: messenger RNA, 102 nt
Organism: Brugia malayi
Lineage: Eukaryota; Metazoa; Nematoda; Chromadorea; Rhabditida; Onchocercidae
Gene: Bm570
Exons: 2
Coding region: 1-102 (33 amino acids)
Source: RefSeq, a predicted model, not a curated record